AUGUCCUCCAACGUCGGCCUCUCCACCCCCCGCGGAAGCGGCACAUCCGGCUACGUCCAACGCAACUACGCCUUCAUGAAGCCGCGCAACGCAGGCUACGGCGCGCCCUACCCUCCCGUUUCCGGCGCCAACGCCAACGAUUCCACCCGCGCAUUCAAGCAGCGGCAACCCGACAAGCAGAUUCUUGAGCAUGACCGGCGGCGCGCGGUCGAGGUGAAGGUUAUGGAGGAGCGGGAGCGACUGGAAGAGGAGAACGAGCGGAUUGAGGAGGAGGGCAAGGGCAAGGUGUUGUCGGAGGAGGAGAUUGAGGAGCGGUGCGAGGCGCUGCGGGCGAGGGACAGGGAGCGGGAUUUGCCGCCGAGGGAGAGGAGACAGUUCAAGUCGUAUCAGGUGCAUGAGCUCGCUGAGGCGAAGAUUGAGGAAAGCGAGAGGUUGAGGAAGGCGUUGGGGAUUCGGGAGAAUGGGGAGACGGGGGAGAUCUCGAGUGGAAGGAAGGAUUUUGAGGCGAGGAAGAGGGAUAGGGAGCGGUAUUAG
Messenger RNA from Aspergillus thermomutatus, 534 nucleotides. RefSeq names its product U2-type spliceosomal complex subunit CWC21 (gene cwc21). The record is from RefSeq and is a predicted model, not a curated record. Bases 1 to 534 code for a protein of 177 amino acids. Lineage: Eukaryota; Fungi; Ascomycota; Eurotiomycetes; Eurotiales; Aspergillaceae. The transcript is spliced from 2 exons.